Molecule: messenger RNA, 682 nt
Organism: Racocetra persica
Lineage: Eukaryota; Fungi; Glomeromycota; Glomeromycetes; Diversisporales; Gigasporaceae
Source: the annotation of a GenBank genome assembly
AUGGACUAUAAAGUCCCUACGCAUGCAGAAAUCGAUCCUUACUUUUCUGUGAAUCCAAUUUCUGAAUGGCAACAUUUCAAUGCGUUUAUAAACUUCAAGUUAGAAGAUGGCCGAGUCUAUACAGCAGAAGAACUAUUUAGGAGCUUCUGUAGGUCACUAGCAUGCAUCGAGAAUGGUAAUUACCCCAAAUUCGUUACGGAUUAUGCAAAAAAUCUAAAGACGGCUACGAAGAUGAAAAGAAACUUUUUCAUGGAGCUUGCAGAGAAGAUUAUUGAGCGUAUUGAACGACGGCAAUUAAUGAAGGAAAAUGAAAUUGAUAUUCAGGAAAAGCAGUCCUUGCGGGUUCAAGUAUCUAAAUCGAAAGCAUUAGAUGAUAUAACGAAUGCAAUUAUUGGAAAGCGUAAAAGAGACAGUAAUGACGAUUAUGAUAAUGAACAUAUUAACAUUGAGACUUUUGAUAAUGAGCAAACGGCCAGAGAAAAUUAUGCUAUUUCUGCAAGAGAACUUAGUAAUGACCUCGCGAUGUCUUCAUUCAACAUUAAAGCGAGCUCUAAACAAGUUUUUACAUGGGAACAUGUAAUACCAAAAAUGGAAAUAAAUGAAAAUUCAACGAAGGAUGUAUGUCCACAAAUGUUUGGAACUGAUGAACAUGCUUACUGUGAUUUUACUAAAUCGCCUCCCU